This is a messenger RNA of Ruditapes philippinarum (Manila clam), 1614 nucleotides long. RefSeq names its product neuferricin-like. Lineage: Eukaryota; Metazoa; Mollusca; Bivalvia; Venerida; Veneridae. Gene Ontology annotation, cellular component: membrane; endomembrane system. Bases 49 to 873 code for a protein of 274 amino acids. The transcript has 4 exons. The record is from RefSeq and is a predicted model, not a curated record.
CAUUACUAUCAUUACAGAUUAUAUACAUGAAAAACGAGGAAGUAAAGCAUGAUUACUAAAUUGCUGUUAUUUAUUUCAAUUUUGGUUGUUGUCAUUGCAAUUUUAUUAACAACCGGAGCAUUUGAACUUUUAACUGACUUGAUACCCGGCUCAUUAUUAUUCAAAUCGACUUCAUUGACAUCAAAUGAGAAACUUUUUACAAAAGACGAGUUAUCAAAGUAUACUGGCAAGGAAUCGCCGUACGUAUACCUAGCAAUACUUGGUGAUGUAUUUGACGUUUCUAAAGGUAAAAGACAUUAUGGAGAAGGCGGAGGAUAUCACUUCUUCACAGGUAAAGAUGGUACAAGGGCAUAUGUGUCUGGAGAUUUUACAGAGAAAGGACUUAUAGAAGAUACAGAGGGUCUCUCACUUACUGAUUAUCUAGGAAUAGAAGAAUGGAAUGAAUUUUACAGAAAGCAGUAUAAACAUAUAGGUCGGUUAAUUGGGCAUUAUUAUGAUGAUAAAGGUCAACCAACAGAGGCAUUGAAACAGUUUAACAAAAAACUACAAGAGGCAAAGAGAGCAAAAUUGUCAGAAGAAGAUGACAGGAAAAUAUUCCCACCUUGUAACUUUGAAUAUAAACAAGGGUGGGGUAGAAGGACAUGGUGUUCAACAUUGAGCGGAGGAGUUAAUAGAGACUGGGCAGGUGUACCUAGACGUUAUUUUCAACCUGGUAAAACAGAACCACGUUGUGCAUGUGUGAAGGACUUUGGGCCACCAUCAGGAUCUGAUAACAAUGUUAAACAUAACAAUAGAGGGGACUUGGACAAUCCACUGAUGAAAACAUAUGAUGAUUGUGAUGAAAACUCCUUUGAGUGUUUCUUCAAAGAGUGAUUAUAUAGCUUUAUGCACCAGUCAGUUGUAAUCCAAGGCUCCUGUCCUGCCGGGAUAACAGGGACUUUAACUUUUUCAUGACCAACCCUUCUGUAAAGACCACAAUUGCGAGUGGGGGGAAUGUGGGUGGGGGUUGGUGAUGGUAAAAUACCCAUAUGAAUGUUAAACCUUUUGUAUCAUAACAAAACCACCAAAUUGACCGCAUAUUUCUCAGGGUGACUGCAGGAUUACACUUGACUGGUGUAUUACAGAAAGGUUCAUGUAUUAUGGAAAUGGGUUGAGAUAUUUGGCAAUGCUGGUGCUAUGAUUUAAAAUUUGGCAUUGCUUUAUUUCUAAGAAGUGGACAGGGAAUUUAUUUUUAUUUUUCUGAAGUAGUCUGAGAUUGUUUAAUCAAGAAAUUACUUUAAUUAAAGCAGUGAUUUAAUACCCAAAAUUGUGUCUUCCAUCUUUAGAUAUAUUUGUAUUCAUGAUAUGAUAUUUUAUUUAAAUUUUUUGUUAUGUGUGAAAUGUAUCUAUAUAGUUAAUGUAAUUAUGAGAUCUUUCUAAAAUGAGUUUUAAAAGUACAUGUAUCAAAAUUAUCAACAAAAUGUUUCUCAGGUGUGCAUGAUACAUGUACAGUAGUCAAUUUUCACAUGCUGAUAAAAAUUGACAUGGUGGUGGGUAAAAUGUUGAAGUAGGAACUACAACUUUUGAUGAACAAAUUAUGGCAGACUUGUUUAGGUAUAAUCUGAAAAGUUAAAG